UCGUAUACCUUGUUUUGCUUCGAUUCUUGCUACGUUCGUAAAUUUAACAAAAUCAAUUGUAUUCAGUGUCAUUUUAAAAGAUCGUCAUUAAUAUUUCUGCUAAACUACUUUUACUCGCCCCUCUCCAUUAAAAAAAUUAAUAUACUCAUACAAUCAUACCUAUUCCUAUAUUUCUUCGUUUUGUGAUCACGAACAAGGCUUUUGAUAACAUUUUACAAAGUUUUUGAACAAAUUCGUCAACAUUAAGAGUUUAGAAGAAACGCAAAGUUUAGCCAAGAACUCCAAUUGCGACCCUGAAGGACUGGAUUUGACACCACGUGUCCUGGUCUCUCAAAGAAAUUAUCCGACCGCGUUUCCGAAGAAGCAGUGGGGUAAUAAUUGCCCACUAAACGAUUCAACCGGCGUGCUGAAUAGCAGCAAAGCAUUUCCUGUUGAUACCAGUCCCCGAACAGCCAGCACCAUUGAAGACUUAAUUAAAAAAUUUUCCAUUACGACUUUUAAUUUGGGCGACGAGAAGCCGGCAGGAGCUAACAAGAAUAUGAUGUCAAACGGACUGGAUAGUGGCGUCGGCCAACAAAAUGGUAGCAGCAAUAACGGAGGAGGACAGGAGGAAUCUAAGACUAACCUCAUCGUCAACUACCUCCCACAGACAAUGACACAAGAGGAGAUCCGCUCACUUUUCUCCAGUAUUGGAGAAGUAGAAAGCUGUAAAUUGAUCAGAGACAAAGUAACAGACAAAAAUUCGCCCCUUAAAGGAGCCGGAGAUGAAGUUCCUGGGGUUAUCACUAGUCCGUUGCUUACAGGGCAAUCGCUGGGCUACGGAUUUGUGAACUACCAUCGACCGGAAGACGCUGAAAAAGCUAUCAAUACUCUUAAUGGGCUAAGAUUACAAAAUAAAACUAUUAAGGUAUCAUACGCUCGGCCAAGCUCCGAAGCUAUAAAAGGUGCAAACUUGUAUGUAUCAGGAUUACCCAAAAAUAUGACCCAACAAGAUCUAGAAGCCCUGUUUAGCCCAUUUGGAAGAAUUAUUACAUCCAGGAUCCUUUGUGACAACAUUACCGUACGUCAAUUUGUCUCGGGGGCCGGAGAAAAUUUGCCUGGUCUUUCAAAAGGCGUAGGCUUCAUUCGCUUCGACCAGCGAAUGGAAGCAGAGCGUGCCAUCCAGGAAUUAAAUGGAACCGUCCCCAAAGGUUCAACGGAACCCAUUACGGUGAAAUUUGCCAACAAUCCAAGCAAUAACAACAAGGCCAUUCCUCCGUUGACGGCCUAUCUUACUCCACAGGCUACCAGGAGGUUUGCUGGACCCAUACACCAUCCCACAGGAAGAUUCAGGUAUUCACCGCUGGCCGGAGACAUACUUGCUAACUCGAUGCUUCCAGGCAAUGCCAUGAACGGUUCGGGCUGGUGUAUAUUCGUUUACAACUUGGCUCCAGAAACUGAAGAAAAUGUUCUGUGGCAACUGUUUGGUCCAUUUGGUGCGGUCCAGAGCGUUAAAGUAAUUCGGGAUCUUCAAACCAACAAAUGCAAAGGGUUUGGUUUCGUCACUAUGACAAACUAUGACGAAGCUGUUGUUGCGAUCCAGUCUUUGAAUGGAUAUACCCUUGGUAAUCGGGUACUGCAGGUCAGCUUCAAAACGAAUAAAAGUAAAACCACAUGAAGCGAAGAUUCGUUUUAGGCACCUACACAUCGGAACGCUUCUUUGACACUUUCCGCUCUUUUAAUUUAUUAUUUAUUUCUCGGGACAAAAGCCCGGGCAUCUAGGCAAUUUUGGCGGGAUGUAUCACGAAGCGUGCGGGUUGCAUUUUUCUGGGUAACCUACCGUUUGGUUCGUUAUGACUUCCUAAAUAGUAACGUUUUUUUAAAAGAGAUUUCUAACCAUCACUUUGCCUCAAAUAUGCUUCGUCUCAAGCACAAUUUCGCACAAGCGAUAUUCCUUUUGAAAUAUAGAAAGAAAUUGGUUAAUAAAUAAUCUGAAUUAAGACAGGAGUCAGUACGGACGAAGACGGAUGGUUAUCUGAAGAUUGUUCGUGCGGGUCCAGAGGGGGCGUUAAAUAGAACGUCCACUCAAAUUAUUUCUAGUACUUAAAAAACUUACGAAGCUAGUCAGAUGUGCAUUCGCGUUUCCUUUUAUGUAUUCAUUAAACGGUUUGAUGUUUUAAUAUUUAGUAAAGAGAAAAAUUACUAUAUUUGUGCCAUCGCUGUUUCAUACGCGAUCUAUAUGCUAUUACGUAUAUAUGUUUACGAGAUAGUAUUUGUUUAUUCAACAAAUUUUUUAUCACUUAAUUACUCUUACUUUGAUGUACCUACUAUUAGUAAUUUAUGUAUUUAAUUGUAGUAAUUAUGUGUAUCCUUAUAUUCAAGCUAGUCGCGAAAAUUGGCCACGGAAAUCACAGUAAUUUUAAUAAUCUUCAUUAAGGAAAUUUUCAUUAAAAAACAAAAACAAUGUCAAUAAAAUGAUUUUUCUUUAACUGUCAAAUUAAACUGCAUAGUUUUUGAUAUGUAAAUGUAAUUUUUUAAGUCUGGUAAACAUUAAAACAUUUGCCUUUAAAGUAGUAUUUAUAAAACAGUAACGAGCAAAGUAGCAUCAAACAAUCUCUUAAGCAUGGGGUUUUUGCAUAGACUAUUCUUAUUGUAUUUUAUUUUAUUUUACUUAUAGUCAGGGUAUACCAACAAAAAUCUUUACUAAAAAAAUUAUACCUUAUUUAUGUCAAAAAAUACACUUUGGGUAUAUUAAGUACGCUAUGAAACUACAUAUUUGUUAAUCCACUAAAGAAAAAUUCUAUAUCUAUUAACAAUGGAUUUAUUAUUAAAAAAAAGUAUUUGUGACUAAAUAUUGAUUUGAUAUUUAACAGGGACUAUUUAUAAUUGAAUUUCUUUCUCAUUAUUAUCUAAGAUAAUAAAGAUCUGAUUCUAACUGGCUUUCAGCAAUAAGCCACCCCAAAAUAUAUACUUUUAUAUUUAAAUAAAAGGUCCAAAUUUUUAUUAAAACAUUGUUUUAAAAAUAUAAUUUCAAAACUGUCGAUGCUGGAAUUAAAUCUAAAAUGUGUCGGAGCGGUAUGCUUUAAAAGUGUACUUUAUAGUGCCUUUUUGGUGCCUACGUGCCAAUUUAUAAUUAUUAUGUAUUCACUUAACUAUAUCACUUAACAGUUUAUGGACAAAAAUUGAGAGAAAAUAUUCAAUAACAUCACAUUUUCUAGAACAAGCAAAGUUUUAUAAUUCUAGAAGGUAUUUUUGAAGUUGAAUUUAUUUAGAAAAUAAAGAUGUUUUAAUUGUGACUUUUUAGGUUUGUGCUCAACGAAGAAUGCAUUUUGGGGGUUCUAUUCUUAAAUCAGUUAUGAAUGAGAUUUUUAUUAUUUAUUUGGAAUAGCUUGGCUUGCAACGAAACCUAUUCAUAACAUUUUAAAUAAAUUUUAUAACGUCGAAGCAUAACUACUUAUUCUGCGACAUUUAAAAGCAACCUACAUUUUAUAAUUGCUUAUGCAGUCGAUAUAAAGGUGGUCAUACGAAAGUUGGCCAAAAUGUUUAUUUUUGUUUUUUUUUUGUAUAAAUACGAAGUGAUUCGGUGGCCAUUCUUGCCUUUGUAUUCGUACUUGUGUUCGAAGCAGCCCAGAGCGUAAAGGGUUUCAUCUAGUUUUGUGAUAAGAUAGUUUUACUAGUUCUAGUAUCGCGGAAGCGCCGACUGACUUGUAAGUAACAACUUACGGUUACAGCCCUUGUCGCUUAGAGCAGCUUCUGUUUUAGACUAGUCAAUAACUAAACUGACCGUAAGUACAUAGUUAAUGACUAGCCUACUUUUGUGUGUUGUGUUUAGUUUGACAUUACUAUAUUUUUGAAGUCAGCUUUUAUUUGAGAAAAGCGUGGUUUUUGCUUGAAAUGCCAUCAAAUCUCGACGGCAAAGCUUUUGCGAGACCACAACCUUUUUUUAUUAUUAUUGAGUUAAACCCUUAUUUAUUUUAUUUGGUAAGUAAAGUAACUGCCAGGAGAAUUUUUAAUUUAUUUGUAUAAUUUAUAAGCUUAUAAUUUAUCAAUUUAUUUUGUUCUGGCUAUUUUACUUUUAGUUUCUAAAUUUUAAUUUUUUAGAAGACAGAUUAAAGUUUAUUUAUAAUUUC
Anthonomus grandis grandis is the source of this 4109-nucleotide messenger RNA. RefSeq names its product ELAV-like protein 3. Lineage: Eukaryota; Metazoa; Arthropoda; Insecta; Coleoptera; Curculionidae. The coding region runs from base 539 to 1657 and encodes 372 amino acids. Gene Ontology annotation, molecular function: RNA binding. The transcript has 8 exons. Gene Ontology annotation, cellular component: ribonucleoprotein complex. The record is from RefSeq and is a predicted model, not a curated record.